AUGUCUGACCAGCAGCCGGAGCUCUUGACGAGGUUUCAAAAGCAGCUUGAGCCGUACAUCAAGCCUCGAGAACAGGUCAACUACAUCCGACGCGUAUUGGCUCUUCACCUGGGCUCCUGUGCCGGCAAUGGCGCCAUCCAGAGUCCUCUGUUUCUUGUCGACAGCUCCAAAGAAGUCACCACGCCUUCAGACUUGACGGGCGUGUUCAGAGAAUAUGUCGACGCUCUCCAGGUGAAUACGGCAGCACGCCGACAGUUUGAGAGCCUCUUAGAAAAGAGUACCCCUGAGGACAGCGAGCCGUCAAAGGCAAAGGCAAGCAGCGCCGACCUCCUGGAGGAACGACUAUGCCUUUUGAAGCUGCGGCAGAAGAGAGAAAGCCUUCUCGCAGUGCGUCAGUCUCUGGAUCUCCUCAUGGAAAAACCCGCUGCCACACGCGAGUUUCUGGAUGCCAGGCACAUUUUCCAGGGCGGCUCCGGCGUGCCAAGUGCCCCUGACGAUGUCAUCAACAGCCUCGCAUCUGACCAGAGUCCUCCUGGCGUGAGCCUCAAUGACCGAAUCCAAGAGCUGGAGAAGACGGUCUUGAGAGCAAAGCUGCUGCUGAAGCAAGAGGAGCAGACGCUGCGUGAGACGAGAGCUCGAUCCAAGAACCAGUUCGACAUGGUCAGCAACGGUGCUCGGCUGGAGGCCUUGACGACUACCCGCAACGAACUCAUCACUUGGAUGGAGAAUGAGCUUAGCAAGGCACCCCCUGGAGGAGGCUCGAGGGCGGGCAAAAGCGGCAGCCAAAACCCGAGAGUCAAUCCGUCAACAAUCGCCGCCCAUCUCGAAGCAAUCAGCAAAAAGUACGCCAGAUAUGUGUCCUUGAGGAAGACUCUUUUGGAGUUGGAAACACAACAGUCUCAGCUGGCUCAACCCUCCCACCCAACACUACUUCCGCCUGCACAGCUUGUCGCCGGAUUGGAUCGCAGCGCCAGCAAGCCUCCGAUCCCUACCGAACAUCUUCUUACCCCCUAUCUGAGAGCCCUGGCCGCUAUUUCCGUCAGUCAAAAGUCUGCCAUCAGCCAAAAAUCCUUCUUCACGUCAGCAUUGUCCAAGCAGACCCAGGAUGCCUGCCAAGUCCUCGGCCGCCUCGGCGAGGAGAGCCAUUUGCUGCCGGCUUAUCCCAUGAAAGACUCUCUGCGCCGGAGGUCUGGCAUACAGACUGAGAUAGCAUCGAAAUCUGAGCAGCCAGACAUCUCCAAGCGCAUCAAGCCAUGGGUGUUCGCCGCUGAUGCGGCCAAGAUUGCACUUCUGGAGUAUGCUGCAGAAACCGUCGACAUUGGGCAGGUAGCUCUCGAGAACUGCUUGGAGAAUCUUCGAGAGAUUGACUUUCUGCUGGGUUACCCUGAUGAAGGAGAGGAUAAUCAGCAAGCAAGACUUGGUUCACGGAAAAACACAUCAAAGAAUAGCGUCUCAGAUGACGGGUACGACGUCUGGUCCAGGCUACAUGGAAAUUUGGGUGUGCUGAAAGAUGCGGCUUGA
This is a messenger RNA of Trichoderma citrinoviride, 1521 nucleotides long. RefSeq lists its product as hypothetical. Bases 1 to 1521 code for a protein of 506 amino acids. Lineage: Eukaryota; Fungi; Ascomycota; Sordariomycetes; Hypocreales; Hypocreaceae. The transcript has a single exon. The record is from RefSeq and is a predicted model, not a curated record.